GUAUGCGCUAGUGCAUUACAAUGAGGUCCGUCGUACUUGUAUUUGUCUUUUUGUGGCAAUAUUCUAACAUCAGAGAAUGUUCUUGCCUAUGGCAAUUACAUGCAACGAAUGUAACUCGACCACUUCAGGAUGUGUUAAACAGAACGAUACAUGUUGCGGAAGAAGCUGACACGCCUCUCUUUAACGAAACUACCCUGAUGAAUUUCACAUACACCAUUCACAUAGGAAUCAAUUCUAGCGAGCUAGAAUCCGCUGAAAACUCAUCGCGAGUUGCACAAGUGGACUGCUUAGGAUUGGGAGAGACGGUAGCAAAGAGUUUGGAGUCUUUCUUCAGAAGCAAACCUAACGGUAGUGAUGCACUGGAUGUGCGAUUUUUUCUCUCCUCCAGAAAGCAACCGCGUCGCGUGGAAGUGGUAUUAGGCGAACAGUUCGGCUUGGAGUGGACGGAUUUCAAGAUAGAACGUAGAACAGUGAUAAUAGUACACGGUUUCCUAUCGCAUGGCAAUGAAACAUGGAUCAGCGAUAUGGAAAGGGCAUUACUCCAAUGGGAUGACGUUAACGUAAUGGUGGUAGAUUGGAGCGCUGGCAGUAAUACGUGGAAUUAUUAUAAGGCGGCGGUUAACACCAGAAUAGUGGGAUAUCAGAUAUCAAAAUUUAUAGAGCACGUGACGAACGCUACAAUCAGCAACGAAGGAUCGGAUAUGAGUAACUGGGGUCCUUUACAUCUAAUAGGACACAGUCUCGGAGCUCACAUCUGCGGAAUGGCCGCAAAGGAGUUGAAAAAGCGACAGAGCAGAUGGACGAUACGAAGGAUUACCGGUCUGGACCCGGCGCAGCCGUGCUUUCGCAAUGCCGAUCCAUCCGUUCAUUUGCAUAAAAAUGACGCUUCAUUCGUCGAUGUGAUACACACAAACGGCAGAUUACUCACAAGUCUAGGUCUCGGCUUACCCGAAGCUAUAGGUCAUGUGGAUUUCUAUCCCAACGGCGGUAAAGUGCAACCUGGCUGCGCGAGGACGGAACCAUGGUACUUCGAUUAUUUGCCGAUUUCUAAAAACGAUACUGAAGCGAUACAAAAAGCGAUAUGUAGUCAUGGACGUUCCUACAUUUACCUCACGGAAUCUUUAGCGUCUGCCGCUACGGGCAAUUGCAGUUUCUGGGCACAUCAUUGGGACCUAACAUAUAGAAAUCUCUUGCAAAUAAUCACCGAACCAUGUGACGCAAACGUCUGUACAGAGAUGGGUAUUAGAGCAGAGAUGUACAAUCACCGCGGGAUCUUUUUCGUAGCUACCGCUAGCACUCAUCCGUUUUGCACCAACAGCACUGAUAUUACUGAGGAGGUAAAGAGGCAAUUGCAACUGGAUUUCGGUGAGAUAAUUGGGAUUGACUAACAAUAAACAAUUUACGUAUCUGUAAACAAAUGCGUUAUUAGCAUAUACUUUAUCGCGCGCACAGUACAUUUAAAUAGCUUCUUAUAUUUAGAUAUUUACAAUUGAAUGCGUUUACACAAUACAAAUAAUAUAUACAAUUU
Messenger RNA from Cataglyphis hispanica, 1528 nucleotides. Its product is annotated as pancreatic triacylglycerol lipase-like. Gene Ontology annotation, biological process: lipid metabolic process. The transcript has 6 exons. The record is from RefSeq and is a predicted model, not a curated record. The coding region runs from base 21 to 1388 and encodes 455 amino acids. Lineage: Eukaryota; Metazoa; Arthropoda; Insecta; Hymenoptera; Formicidae. Gene Ontology annotation, molecular function: lipase activity; carboxylic ester hydrolase activity.